AUGCGAGACUUGUCUUUGGCGAACUCGUCGUCGGCAAGUGAUGCGUCAUUGAGAACCGCAGCCUCUGGCCACCGGGUUUUGUCGGUAGACCAGUUCGUUCUUGAAGAAGAGCUGGGCACCGGCUCGUUUGGAACAGUGUAUCGUGCUCGAGACCUCGUUCUGGACCGGACAUGUGCGGUCAAGAAAAUCGAUAUGGACGAGACGUCCGACGACAUUGAAGAAAUCCAGCGUGAGAUUUCAAUUUUGGCUGAGUGCCACGAUCCCCGCAUCACCCGCUAUUUUGGCUCUUUUGUCAACGGUUACAAGCUCUGGAUUAUUAUGGAGUAUUUAGGUGGCGGUUCGUGUCUGGACCUCAUUAAGGUGUCUCGUGGAUUGCCAGAGUCCGUAAUUGCCUGGAUUAUAGCUGAAUUGCUACGAGGCUUGGACUAUCUCCACACAAACGGUAAAAUCCACCGAGACAUCAAAGCAGCAAACAUUUUGGUGUCUGAGGAUGGUGCAGUCAAGAUUGCAGACUUUGGCGUAGCGACUCAACUGUCAAACAACUUAUCCAGACGCAACACGUUUGUAGGCACUCCCUUUUGGAUGGCACCCGAGGUGAUCAACCAGGAGGACUAUACUUACUCGGCAGAUAUUUGGUCACUGGGUAUCACAGCGAUGGAACUCGCUAAUGGAGAACCGCCGUUAUCUCAUUUGCACCCCAUGAAAGUCAUAUUUUACAUCCCUCGGAACCCUCCUCCAAUGCCUAGCAGCGCGUUUUCUCGUGAAUUCCGCGACUUUGUGGGUCAAUGCCUUCGCAAGUCUCCUGCUGAGCGCUCAUCUAUCUCAUCUUUACUGAAACACAGAUUCUUGGCCAAGGCUUCGCGUAGAGACUUGACGAAACUCGUUGACAAACGGCUGGCCAUGAAACUAACCAAAAGCUCUACGCCUAUACCUGCAACAAUGAGCAGCAGCUCAAACUUCUAUUCGAGUGCUGAUGACGACGACGACUGGGAUUUUGAUACCGUUAAACCCGAAAGUGCUCCAACUUCAAGCGGGUCAAGUGGAUCAAGCCUUAAUGCCAGUGCUACUCAGAACAAAGCGAGCGUGCUCUCGCCCAUUCCAUCCCCACAACCAGGACAAAAGGAGCGCAGAAAAACGGAUACUAUCAAAACUAUUCAAGAAACUAUGCGGGACCGUCGUGGACCUUUACUACGAAUAUUUUCUCAUGCCGCCCAGAAGUUCGACGACCAGACCUUAGCCGAGAUCGCGGAUGUGCUCAGUAUAGAGCCAUUGACAAUGGAAUCGGAAACCUAUCUUGUCAAGAAAAUAGGCAGGGUGGCAGUAGACAAGCUCGAUAUCAAACCCAAAGACAAUCAUAAGCGACUUGAUCCAGUUGAAGACAUUCUAUUGACAAAAUGGCUGGCAGAAGCUCAAAAGCGACACAAAUAG
Wickerhamiella sorbophila is the source of this 1428-nucleotide messenger RNA. Its product is annotated as Germinal center kinase 1. Bases 1 to 1428 code for a protein of 475 amino acids. The transcript has a single exon. Gene Ontology annotation, biological process: protein phosphorylation. Lineage: Eukaryota; Fungi; Ascomycota; Dipodascomycetes; Dipodascales; Trichomonascaceae. Gene Ontology annotation, molecular function: ATP binding; protein kinase activity. The record is from RefSeq and is a predicted model, not a curated record.